AGCUGCCAGCGAGCAACAUGCUCCGGCUCAAAGCGUCUAUGAGAGCCGAGAUAGCCUGUCACUGCGCAGAGCCGAAGCCGUCGUAACGCAUGCAGCGCACAUUUCGCGGCCAUGACUAGCAUGAUGAAGUUCUGCCGUCCCCCAGUAAGAGGAGCGCAGACGACUGGCAUCGAUCGCUACAGCCCGGUCACGCCCCCGCUCCGGAGCGACGCAGCGAAAGCCGCUGAGACAUACACCUCCCUGCUUCUCGCACACACGGCAACCGCACUCACUCUGUGUCUUCUUGCUCUUCGUCGUCUUCUCAAUCUCGCCGUCCGUGUCCACCUCGGACUCGCCCGCCUCCACGUCGCCUUCCUCGUCGCCACCCUCCGAGUCCUCCUCGUCGUCGUCGUCCGAGUCCGGCUCGUCUCUCCGCGGCGCUGUUGGCCGCUUGCGCUUCGCUGCGCCCGCCUGCUGCUGUGGCUGCUGCUUGGAGCCAGCCCGCUCGGCGCCCGUCGCGCGCGCUGCCGGCCCGCGCGCCGGCCCGCCGACGGGGUUCUGGUUGGCGCGCAUGCUGAACUUGCCCUUUGGCCGGCCGGCGGAGCUCGAGCCUGAGGGGCCGCCGCGUGACUUGUAUGCGGGUGCCAUGAUGUGUGAGAUGGAGGUGUGGGGGUUGCGAGGGUGUGUGGAGCCCAGGCAGCGGCUGCUGCCUCGGGGCCGCCAGCCAAAAAAGCUGGGAGCGGCGCAAUCGGCCGA
Messenger RNA from Tilletiopsis washingtonensis, 735 nucleotides. RefSeq lists its product as hypothetical. Bases 112 to 594 code for a protein of 160 amino acids. The transcript has a single exon. Lineage: Eukaryota; Fungi; Basidiomycota; Exobasidiomycetes; Entylomatales. The record is from RefSeq and is a predicted model, not a curated record.